AUGGUCUCUCUCACCCGUCGAAGCGUCGCGCUCCUCGCGAUUGCAGCGUGCGCUACCACUGCUUUGGCUGCUGAGGGGCCGGCAGAUCCUGCCCCUGAAGUAGUUGCUGAGGUUACUGAUCAGCCUGCGUCACCUGAACUCCCACAAUUGAGGAAGCCCAUCAACCCCAUGGUUGCGGGUGGAGCGGCUGCUGGCGCAGUCUUGUUGAUGGCUAUUGGGUUCUUUGGUCUGCAAGCACUUGGAGCCAAGAUGGUUCAGGCAGACUCUGGGGUUGCACAUACUAAGGUCGCCGAAGAGGUCUUUCUUUUCACCGACAAGUUCACUCUCUCAACCGACAAAUACAUCGCUCUUGUAACCGUCGCACACGAGGCGAAAUCAAAGGAAGCAAUCAAGGCUAUGCAAGAUGAAGAGAAAAAGGCAACCUCUGACAAAGUGGCUGACGACGUCAGAGGAUUAUUGGAUAGCAUGACCGAGAGCGGCAAGACGAAGCUUGAGCUCACGUUCGGCGAAGGCAAAUGCACACUUGAGUUCGACCUGAAAAUGACACAACCAAAGGAAGCAGCCCCGAAAGCUCCGGAGGCAGAGCCUACAUCAUAA
This is a messenger RNA of Eimeria mitis, 597 nucleotides long. RefSeq lists its product as uncharacterized. The record is from RefSeq and is a predicted model, not a curated record. The transcript has 5 exons. The coding region runs from base 1 to 597 and encodes 198 amino acids. Lineage: Eukaryota; Apicomplexa; Conoidasida; Eucoccidiorida; Eimeriidae.